Molecule: messenger RNA, 807 nt
Organism: Macaca mulatta (Rhesus monkey)
Lineage: Eukaryota; Metazoa; Chordata; Mammalia; Primates; Cercopithecidae
Gene: FAHD1
Product: fumarylacetoacetate hydrolase domain containing 1
Cellular component (GO): mitochondrion
Molecular function (GO): acetylpyruvate hydrolase activity
Source: RefSeq, marked provisional
GGGCACUUGAUGGGAAUCAUGGCAGCCUCCCGGCCACUGUCCCGCUUCUGGGAGUGGGGAAAGAACAUCGUCUGCGUGGGGAGGAACUACGCGGACCACGUCAGGGAGAUGCGCAGCGCGGUGUUGAGCGAGCCCGUGCUGUUCCUGAAGCCGUCCACGGCCUACGCGCCCGAGGGCUCGCCCAUCCUCAUGCCCGCGUACACUCGCAACCUGCACCACGAGCUGGAGCUGGGCGUGGUGAUGGGCAAACGCUGCCGCGCGGUCCCCGAGGCCGCGGCCAUGGACUACGUGGGCGGUUAUGCCCUGUGCCUAGAUAUGACCGCCCGGGACGUGCAGGACGAGUGCAAGAAGAAGGGGCUGCCCUGGACUCUGGCCAAGAGCUUCACGGCGUCCUGCCCGGUCAGCGCGUUUGUGCCCAAGGAGAAGAUCCCUGACCCUCACAAGCUGAAGCUCUGGCUCAAGGUCAACGGCGAACUCAGACAGGAGGGUGAGACAGCCUCCAUGAUUUUUUCCAUCCCCUACAUCAUCAGCUAUGUUUCUAAGAUCAUAACCUUGGAAGAAGGAGAUAUUAUCUUGACUGGGACGCCAAAGGGAGUUGGACCGGUUAAAGAAAACGAUGAGAUCGAGGCUGGCAUACACGGGCUGGUCAGUAUGAGAUUUAAGGUGGAAAAGCCAGAAUAUUGAGUUAUUUCUUUACAAGUUUCGGGAGAGAAGGGAAAAAGACAAGAGCAAGCAACGGCUAUUAAAUGUCACAAUCCUUUAAUAAGAAACCAUUUAUUGGCUGGGCGUGGUGGCUCACGCCUGUAA